AUGUUUCCAUAUGCACCUACACCGAUAUUUACGAUGCAUCCGCAACAUCGUCAACAACAACAACAACAACAACAACAACAACAACAACAACAACAGCAACAGCAACAACAACAGCAAGCAAUGUAUGCUCAACAAAGACAACAACAUGCUAAUAUGUUGUUUUACCAAAUAAAUCAAUUACGUUCCAUGCAACCUAAUUAUACAAAUCCUGCACUUACAUCUGCCAGAUUUAUGCAACAGUCAAUGGAACAACAAAAACAACAGCAACCAUAUCGAACUGAUCAAUUAGUACCACAAUCUUCACCACCAGUAACAACUCCUGUUCAACAAAAACAACAACAAAUUCAACGUUCUAGUCCAAUGAGUAUAAUGACAAUAGGUUCACCAAAUUCAUGGAUGGAUAGUAGUUUAUUACAAAAUGCAGAAUUGUUUCGACCCAUCAUUCGUACAGCAUCCAAUACAAAGCUCGAUAUUGUAUCUUAUAUUAACUCAAAUAAUAGUGUCGGAAGUACUACUUCCAUACCGUCAAUAGUCAUGCCAUUUGAAUCACCUAAACAAAGUCGUCAUCAUCGUUCAAAGCGUCGAUCGUCAUUAGGCAAUCAUCGUCGACGUCAACGACUUCAUAGUGGAUCAAGCUGUUAUGAAUCUGAUUUAGCAGAGUUUUUAAGUCAAGAUGAUGAUGAUUUUGAGUGGCGUUCAGCAACUUCAAAGGCAUUGACAUCAAUGUCACCACCAUCAAAAAGGCGAUCAAGUUCAGCAGGUCGAUCAAAUUUCUUGAACAAUGAACAAAUUUCAAAUAAUAGAUAUCGAUCAUCAUUGAAUAAUAAUGGUUCUUUUCCCGCUAAUGAUCAAGCUGUUGAAUUAAAUACAAAUCAUAAUUCAUCACCAAAACAUCAUAAUAAUAGUCCUUCUCCAUUUAAACUUAUUCAAUAUAUUGAACACAAUAUUAUUGGUAAAGAUUAUAUUUUUCAAGGGCCAUGGGGUGUAAGACGAAUGAUCUAUUGCGAUUAUACUGCAUCUGGUCGACCAUUACAAUUUAUCGAAAAUUAUAUCAAAACACAUGUACUACCUUUAUAUGGUAAUACACAUAGUGAAACAAGUUUAUGUGCUCAACAAUCAACAAAAUUUCGUGAAGAAGCUCGUGAUAUUAUUAAAAAAUCAGUUAAUGCUAAUGAACAUGAUGUUUUAUUAUUUACUGGUAAUGGUUCAACAGGUGCUAUUCAUACACUUGUUGAUACUUUUGAUCUUCAUGAGGAACAUAUUCGACGAAAUACAGUUGUUAUUAUUAGUGCAUUUGAACAUCAUAGUAAUAUUUUACCAUGGAGAGAAAAAGAUGUAGAAAUGGUUCGAAUACCGACAACACAACAAGGUGUAUUUGAUAUAGAAGUAUUAGAAGGAUAUUUACGAUAUUAUUCACAAUUAAAUAAACGUAUUCUUUGUUCAUUCAAUGCUGCCAGUAAUAUCUCUGGUAUUCUAACUGAUGUUGAUUCUAUAUCAGCACUUGUUCAUUCAUUUUCUGGUUUGGUUUUUUGGGAUUAUGCAACAGCUGCACCAUAUGUUAAAAUUAAUAUGAAUCCAUCAGCUAUAGCUUAUAAAGAUGCUAUAUUUAUAUCUACACAUAAAUUUGUUGGUGGACCGAGUACACCAGGCAUAUUAAUUGCUAAGAAACAUUUAUUUAGUUUAAAACCUCCUAAAGCAUGUGGUGGUGGAACAGUUAAUUUUGUUACUCGUACAUGUCGUGAAUAUAAUUAUGAUAUUGAAACUCGUGAAGAAGGUGGUACACCAGAUGUAAUUGGUUGUAUACGAGCUGGUCUUGUUUUUCAAUUGAAAGAUUCAAUUGAUGCAAAUUAUAUGCAAAUGCGUGAAGAUGCAUUAGUUAAACGAUUCUAUCGACAUUUUAAAAAAACAAAAACAUUAAUUCUACUUGGUUCACAAACAGCUCCACGUUUACCAAUAUUUUCAUUUCUUAUCUAUGUUCCUAGUAUAUGCAAAUAUUUACAUCAUAAUUUUGUUUGUCUUUUAUUAAAUGAUUUAUUUGGUAUACAAGUUCGAUCAGGUUGUGCUUGUGCUGGACCAUAUGCACUUGAUUUAUUAAAUGUUGAUGAUGCAAAAACAGAUAUUUAUUGUUUGUUUAUGACCGAAGAUGUUGAACUUCGAGAAAAAGAUCAAGUUGUUCGAACGAUGAUGAUGAAACCGGGUUUUACACGCCUUAAUUUAUCAUAUUUUGCUAAUGAUGAUGAUAUUGAAUAUGUUCUUAAAGCUGUUCAAUUUGUUGCUACACACGGAUGGAAAUUUCUACCACUAUAUACUUAUAAUCCAGUUACAGCUGGAUGGACUCAUCGUAGUGGUUUUCAAUUAGCUCAAACAAGUCUUGAAGAGAUAACAUACAGAUCUGGUAAAAUGCAAUAUUAUCGUAAUAAAAAAGAAUCAUUAUCGUCACGUGAUGGAAAAAUUCUCUCAGAUCCAUUUCGUGAAGCAAAAUUACUUGCUUCUAAUGCUGUACAUCGUGCAAUUGAUUCCAUUGAUUAUACAUCUGAUCCACCAUUAAAUGUUCCAGACAAAUAUAAACAUUUAAUUUGGUUUGCAUUACCUAUUAAUAUUGCUUUAAUGAUGAUUAAACAAAAAGACAAUGUAGAAAAAAAACAUUGCAAUAUUGAUUCAAUUCCAUUUAUACCAUUAGAUGCCAAGAAAAGACUUGUUGAUUUAGCUAACGCAAAUGAUUUAUCGAAUGGCAAUCAAAAUCGAAAGACACAUCAUUCAAUUCAUAAUUCAUCAUCAUCUCGUAUUCGAUAA
Messenger RNA from Rotaria sp. Silwood1, 2793 nucleotides. The record is from the annotation of a GenBank genome assembly. Lineage: Eukaryota; Metazoa; Rotifera; Eurotatoria; Philodinida; Philodinidae.